Helicoverpa zea (corn earworm) is the source of this 3543-nucleotide messenger RNA. RefSeq lists its product as uncharacterized. NCBI's taxonomy places the organism in Eukaryota, Metazoa, Arthropoda, Insecta, Lepidoptera, Noctuidae. The record is from RefSeq and is a predicted model, not a curated record. Gene Ontology annotation, molecular function: protein binding. Bases 1781 to 3433 code for a protein of 550 amino acids. The transcript is spliced from 10 exons.
AACAUAGAUAAGAAGCAGCGUAUUGCCUACAUUACCACGGUGGGAGGUAGGGUAUCGUUGCUUACAAUAACCUAACCUGAAACAUCAAUUAAUAAAACAUUGGCUGUCAACAUCAACGUCCGAAUAGAAAUUCAUACAACUAGACUUGUUUUAUAACAUUGUUAGCCUAGGUGAUAAUUAGCUAGCUAAACUGACAUGACGAAACGAUAUCCAGCCUGUAACAAAGCGUAAGCGUGAGCGUGGCGGAGACGCGGCGGCCGUGUCCCGGUAAAGUAGCACACACUAUUGUAUGAACCUGAUUGUAUGACCGAAUACGUGCUCUGCGAUUUCGGCUCCAGUCCUGAAGCCAUAGCGCUUGACAACUUGAUGGCGAAUUAGGUCGGACAGUUACGCACAGAAUUAACGCAGGAUUGGAUUGGAUGAAAUGGCGGCAGGUGACAGAAACUAUUUGUGACCCUCGCAUUCCCCUUAAACUUAAGGGGAAAAUUCACAAGACUAUGGUUAGACCUGAUGUCCUGUAUGGAUCAGAGUGCUGGCCCACAAAAGCGACGAAUGAAAGACAAUUGUAUGCAUGCGGUAGAAAGAAGUUUAAAAGUGGCGCCGGCAACAGUAAAGUGCGUGGAAACCGGCUGUGAUGGUAUGGGCAUGUGAUGCGGAGGAAUGAGAGUCAUCUUGUGACGAAGGUUUUGAGCAUGAACGUGGACGGAUAUAGGGGAAGAAGACGACCAUAGAAACGAUGGAUGGAUCGUGUGAAAGUUGAUAUGGUUGGAAACAGUGUGUACAGAGUACAGUUUUAUUGAUAUCAAUCGCGCGCGCAUUCAGCAGUUCCACGCCGACCCGAAUAUUUAGUUUUAAUUUUAACAUUAUUAUAAAGUUAACGAUCGGUCAGCAACCAAGCCGCGUUUGCUCAUACCAAUUUACCCAAUAUACAAUAUUUUUACCAUACCUACCAGUUUUUACUAUUUAUGUAUUUGUUGGAGUUACGCCCAAUACAAUGUUACUUGCGAGAUAACGGCAGAGAGAAGAGUAAUAAAUAAAUUGGGAAAAGUAAAAAAUUCAGGAGGAUGAUGAUGAUUUGAUAAAACUUAGGAUUUUCGACUCCGAAUAACUUUUGAAGGACACAUGGGAUCGAUGGGGACUUUUAAAACUUUAUUUAAAAUGGUAAACCCAAGGUCUCCACCAAUACAUAUUUGUUUCCGGGAGUUAUUAUUAUUUGACCAUUAUUUUUAUGUCUAAAUCGACCGGCCUAUAAUUGUAAUUUUAGAUUUUUCUGGCGGAAAUAAUAAAUGGAAAUUAUUUUUGGUAACAGAAUUAAGGGUAUCAUAACAUUUUAUUAUGAUGGUCAUUACAUUGAAUCCUUUUGAAGAAUCAUCGUUCCAUCAACACGCAAGAAACAGUGGCAGCUGGCAAUUGUUACAUUGAACUGAAAUGUAAUGUAAACAGUGGCUAUCAGUUAGUGAGCCGCUACCAAGGAAUAAUCCUUGUUCCGCAUAUCACUCCACUCACUCAUACACUACGAAUACGAACUUAUGAAAACUACAGACGUCACGGAUGUGACCACGAGGCCAUAAUUACUUAAUCUGCACGAAAUUAUAACUUCACUGACGCGGACGCGCCGAACGAAAAUAGUGCUACUCGCUCACAUGAACGGCCGGAUUCACGCAGUCGCACUCGCAGCUCACGACGACUACGGUUCGUUGGCGCGGGUGCGGCGGCAGUGCGCAGGCGCGCGGCUAUCGACCGGCACGGCGUGCGCGGCCUCGCUGCGCGCUGCUAAUGCAUGCGAGAGCAAUUAGUCAGCAGCCAGGGUCGGCGCCGCGCCGACGCGCCCGCUCCGCUGCUCGCAGAACAAGUGGUCCUGGCGCCGCACGGAGGCCGCGCGAUGCGCGCGCGGGCGUGGUCGUGGUGGGCGGCGCUGCUGCUGGGCGCCGUGCGCGCGCGGGAGCUGGACCCCGCCGCGUGCGCGCCGCGCUUCGACGUGCAGCGCGACAAGAUCAUCCGCACGGAGGAGUCGCGCGACAUGGGCGCGCGCUACCUGUCCGAGCUGGACGUGGGCGCGCGCGCCGAGUGCCUGCGCCUGUGCUGCGAGACCGACGCCUGCGACGUCUUCGUCUACGAGGAAAAGGGCCCCGGCAGCUGCUACCUGUUCAACUGCGGGCCGCCCGAGGACUUCCGCUGCAAGUUCACGGCGCACAGCAACUUCAGCAGCGGCGUGCUGGCCAUCAGCCGGCGCCUGGCGGAGCUGCAGGACCAGGAGCGUCUGGCGCACCACGAGCAGGAGCUCGCCAACCUGAGGAGCGGCGCGGCCACCAGCACGGCGCGCACCACGCCGGCCAGCACCGCGCCCCCCGCGCCCGCGCCGCCGCCGCCCGCCGCGCCCGCGCCCACGCCUGCACCCAGCGCGCGCUGCAGCCGCUACCAGUUCGCGUGCAGGCGCGGCGGCGAGUGCAUCGCCGUGUACAACGCGUGCGACGGGGUGCCGCAGUGCGCUGACGGCUCGGACGAGGCGCCCGAGCUGGGCUGCCCGCCAGCCCGCGCGCCGCCCACCACCGCGCCGCCGCCCAAGCUGCCUCAGGCGGCAGCCGGGCCCACCGCGCCGCCCGUCGGCUACGGCGAGCUCGACGCUCACUCGGCCGGAGCGGAGGCGCGGUUCCGCGCGGGCGACGCCGCCGGGCUGCUGCAGGCCGCGCCGGAGCCGGCGGCCGACGUGCCGGAGCGCUGGCCGCACCGGCUGGCGCAGGCGCAGCCACAGCACCGGUAUAACGAGGGAGGAGCGAGCUCGCACAUCUUCAGCCACAAGGGCGGGCUGCUGCAGGAGCCGGACAGCGGCGCGCAGUUCCCGGCGUUCGAGCCGCCCGCGCCCUGGCCGCGCCGCGCCUGGCCGCCGCCGCCCGGCGGCGCGGCGCUGGAGGGCGCGGCGGAGCGCGGCUGGGGCUACUGGCCCGAGCCCGACCCGCGCCGCGCCUGGCCCGUGCCGCGCGCUGACCAGGAGAUGCCAGUGUACAUCCCCCCGAAGACCAUGCCGGAGAUCCCGGUGGUGUACUCCAGCCAGCAGCAGACGCUACGCGACAGCCCUAAGAAGGGCUUCGAGCUGCUGAAGAAGGAGGCGUCCGAGGCGCCGCCGCCCGAGCGCCACAACUCCAGCGCCGCCAACGUCACGCGCGACAAGAGUGUGCCGGCGAGCAAGCCGGCGGAGGCGGAGAAGGCGGUGGCGGCGGCGGCGCACGUGCACUUCCCGGCGGACGAGCACGACGGGCUCAGCGAGCACCCGCCCGCCGCCAUGAUGCUGCUCGUGCUGGGGCUGUUCAUGCUGACGGCGAUGCUGGGCAUGCUGACGUGCCGCGCGCGGGCGGCCAUGCGGCGCCGGCGCGGCCGCGGCAAGUCGCCCUUCGCUCACGACGCCGACUACCUUGUCAACGGCAUGUACUUGUAGCAGCCGCCGAGCUCCACAUCACUUACUUAAAUUAUCACUUUGUCGCCAUCUUUUAGUGACAUAUAGGUACUAUGCAAGUUUCUUAAAGAAAUAAAAUAUAUUUUUAUUAA